UCGUGCACGUCUCUCUCUCUUUUUUUUUUCACUCACUCCUCUUAUAAAGACUCCGUGAUCAAAAAGUACUCAGAAACUCCCAUUCUUCGAUAACGAGAGAUGGGUUCUUCGUGCGAAGAGUACGAGUUUCUGAGUGAGAUUGGGCUGAGCAGCUCUCACAACCUUGGAAACUACGUCGGUGGCAAAUGGCUAGGCAACGGUCCUGUUGUUUCUACUCUGAAUCCUGCUAACAAUCAGCCAAUUGCUCAAGUUGUUGAAGCUUCUCUGGAAGAUUACGAAACAGGUCUGAAGGCUUGCGAGGAAGCAGCUAAAGUAUGGAUGCAGGUUCCUGCUCCCAAGAGAGGUGAUAUUGUUAGGCAAAUCGGAGACGCACUAAGAUCCAAGCUUGACUAUCUUGGCCGUCUUCUUUCUCUUGAAAUGGGAAAGAUCCUUGCCGAAGGCAUUGGUGAAGUUCAGGAAGUAAUUGACAUGUGUGAUUUUGCUGUUGGUUUGAGCCGACAACUCAAUGGAUCUGUCAUUCCUUCUGAACGCCCAAAUCAUAUGAUGUUGGAGAUGUGGAAUCCUCUUGGCAUCGUUGGUGUUAUCACAGCGUUUAACUUCCCAUGUGCAGUUCUUGGUUGGAAUGCAUGCAUUGCACUGGUCUGCGGAAACUGUGUUGUCUGGAAAGGUGCUCCAACUACACCGUUGAUUACCAUCGCAAUGGCCAAACUAGUGGCUGAGGUUCUAGAGAAGAAUCAUUUACCCGGUGCCAUUUUCACUGCCAUGUGUGGUGGCGCUGAGAUUGGCGAAGCAAUAGCCAAAGACACACGCAUUCCUCUAGUAUCCUUUACUGGAAGCUCCAAGGUGGGCUUAACGGUGCAACAAACAGUGAGCGCUAGAUCUGGCAAAACUUUGCUUGAACUGAGUGGAAACAAUGCGAUCAUAGUCAUGGACGAUGCUGACAUUCAGUUAGCUGCACGUUCUGUUCUGUUUGCUGCGGUUGGAACCGCUGGUCAACGCUGCACAACUUGCCGUAGGCUGCUAUUGCAUGAGAGUGUGUAUGAAAAAGUACUUGAGCAACUCCUGACUUCAUACAAACAAGUUAAGAUCGGUGAUCCUCUCGAGAAAGGGACGUUGUUAGGACCAUUACAUACUCCUGAAUCAAAGAAAAACUUUGAGAAAGGAAUCGAAGUCAUCAAAUCCCAGGGUGGUAGAGUACUAACGGGAGGUAAAGCAGUUGACGGUGAAGGAAACUUUGUGGAGCCUACGAUAAUAGAGAUAUCAUCAGAUGCUGCUGUUGUUAAAGAAGAGCUGUUUGCUCCGGUUCUAUAUGCUCUAAAGUUUAAGACAUUUGAAGAAGCUGUUGCAAUAAACAACUCAGUUCCUCAAGGUCUAAGCAGCUCGAUAUUCACCCGUAGCCCCGAGAACAUCUUCAAGUGGAUCGGACCAAUGGGAAGUGACUGUGGGAUAGUGAAUGUGAACAUACCGACGAAUGGAGCUGAGAUAGGAGGAGCUUUUGGAGGUGAGAAAGCGACUGGUGGCGGUCGUGAAGCUGGUAGUGACUCUUGGAAGCAGUAUAUGCGCCGUUCCACUUGUACUAUCAACUAUGGGAACGAGUUACCUCUGGCACAAGGAAUCAACUUCGGUUAAGUCCCCAGAGAUUUGCGUACCGGUUAAUGUUGUAUUUGGCUGUAUGUUUCUAUGGGUUGGGACUUGUAAAACAUAACAACGCUAAAAUUAAAUAAUAAAAAUAAUAUAAUGUUACUUGAUUGUUACGUUUUUUAA
Molecule: messenger RNA, 1764 nt
Organism: Brassica oleracea var. oleracea
Lineage: Eukaryota; Viridiplantae; Streptophyta; Magnoliopsida; Brassicales; Brassicaceae
Product: aldehyde dehydrogenase family 7 member A1
Exons: 15
Coding region: 100-1629 (509 amino acids)
Molecular function (GO): aldehyde dehydrogenase (NAD+) activity
Source: RefSeq, a predicted model, not a curated record